This is a messenger RNA of Cebus imitator (Panamanian white-faced capuchin), 2059 nucleotides long. It is a transcript of the gene FAM167A, whose product is annotated as family with sequence similarity 167 member A. The record is from RefSeq and is a predicted model, not a curated record. NCBI's taxonomy places the organism in Eukaryota, Metazoa, Chordata, Mammalia, Primates, Cebidae. The transcript is spliced from 3 exons. The coding region runs from base 1003 to 1650 and encodes 215 amino acids.
ACCUGCCCUGCUGGGUCGUCGCGGGGUGUGGCCCACGGUGGGCGCUCGGGAGCAGUUGUGGUCGCGGGUCCUGUCAACUCCAGCCGUGUGUGGGUGGGCGAGGCCGUGGGCGUGGGGUUCCCCUGCCUCCUCCACGUGGACAAACUGCUGACAGUGGCGCAGCCACGUUGCCACGACUGGGGGAAAACUGCCUUGGUUUCGGGUUUAAUGAGAAAAUGGAUGUUUGGGUUUGGUUUCAUUUGGGGUUUGGCGAAGGCGUGUGCAGUUCGUCUCCACUCGCGAGGGCCGCUCGGGCAGGGGAACCGGCAGGGCGCUAGGACCUGGGGCGCGCUCGGACCCGGGGCGAGAAGCGAGGCCGGGACCGCGGAGAAGGGCUCGCGGCUGAGAGCUCGGCGGUCGCCAGGCAACGGCCCUGACGCAACGCGGGGAAAAAACGUCCCCUCCGAAAGGAGCGAGAGCAGCGGCGCGGAGGAUUCGCCGGAGCUGGGGAGGCGAGGCGGGAGCGCCGAGCUGGGGCCGGGCCGGAGCCGGGCAGCGGGGACCCGCGCAGGAGGAGGCGGCGGGGACCCCGCAGAGUCCCCAGCAGGGCCCCUGGGCGCCCCGAAGGAUCUUCAGCCGCCUGCCCUUCCUGAGAGGAGGGAGCUCUGGGCCUUCUUCCCGCCAGUCUGGUCUUCGAGCGCCUUCAGGACGGAUAGACCUUGGCACGGGCUGCCUGAGAUUCCUGCGACGCCUGUCUGUUCCUGCCUUCUGCAGAGCAUGGCACCCACAGGAUUCCAGGACGGAUCAUAGACCGGAGCCUCCGGGAGGGCGCCCUGCGCAGCUCACUGUGCAGUUCCUCUCCGCUGACCAGCCACCAUCCUCCAAGGCCGGCUCCCAUCCCGGAAAUGCCCUCGGGCACCUGGAUGAGGCCAUCCCAGAGCCGGACCCAACUGUGCCACCCACCAAGCCUCCGCCUCAGCCCCCCAGCCCCUCCCAUGUCCGGCUCCCAGGACAGACUGUAGAAUGUCUGUGCCCCAGAUCCACGUGGAAGACGUGGGUGCAGAGGAGGAGGCAGGAGCUGCACCGCCCGAUGACCACCUCCGGAGCCUGAAGGCCCUCACUGAGAAACUGAGGCUGGAGACCCGGAGGCCUUCCUACCUGGAAUGGCAGGCCAGGCUGGAGGAGCAGACCUGGCCCUUCCCAAGGGCGGCUGCAGCUGCGGAGCCACAGGCGAGCAUGGAGGAGGGGGAGCGUGGGGGGCAUGAGCCCUUGCUCUCCCUGAGAGAGCCCGAGCAGCACCCCCCUCCUGCCAGGAGUGCCAGCCAGGACACCAGACCCCUGUCCAGUGGCAAGCUGGAAGGCUUUCAGAGCAUAGAUGAAGCUAUAGCCUGGCUCAGGAAGGAACUGAUGGAGAUGCGGCUGCAGGACCAGCAGCUGGCCAGACAGCUCAUGCGCCUGCGCGGGGACAUCAACAAGCUGAAGAUCGAGCACACCUGCCGCCUCCACAGGAGGAUGCUCAACGACGCCACCUACGAGCUGGAGGAGCGGGACGAGCUGGCCGACCUCUUCUGUGAUUCCCCUCUUGCCUCCUCCUUCAGCCUGUCCACGCCACUCAAGCUCAUUGGAGUGACCAAGAUGAACAUCAACUCUCGGAGGUUCUCUCUCUGCUGAGGAGCCCUCAGACUGGGCCGAGGGGCUGGAGUGGAGGGCUUGCGCUGGAGGGAUGUUGGAGGAAGCUGAAGCCAAGUUACUCCAGUGGGUCUCCCUGAGGCAAGGGUCCUGGGACUGGCAACUCAAGGGCCCCAGGACCUAUUCAGUGGUGCUCUCCCAGGGGCCCUGGGUGUGGGUCCCAGUGUCUCUGUGACUGGCUCUUGCUUAAUACCCAAAGAGCUCUGCAGAAGGGCCACUCCAACCAGAUGUUAAAUGAGACCUGGGUUCCCACCAGAAUCCGUCCCUCCAUGGUCAUGUUCCUGUUUCCUGGAAUGACUGGUGCUAUGAACUGGGAUUCCCAAGGGGAGCCCCCCGACCCAAAGCUGUCAUUCUUGCAGAAGGCUCUCCCUCAAGGGCCUUGGGGAAAUUA